This is a messenger RNA of Anopheles aquasalis, 688 nucleotides long. RefSeq lists its product as uncharacterized. NCBI's taxonomy places the organism in Eukaryota, Metazoa, Arthropoda, Insecta, Diptera, Culicidae. The record is from RefSeq and is a predicted model, not a curated record.
AUCGGAAUCGGUUUCGGAAAUAAUUAAUGUGGCCGCAAUUUUUUAUUCCCGUUGAUUAAUUGAUAAAAUUAUGGAUACCGCUUUUGUGCCGAUUCAGACCAAGGCGUCGGCGGUGUUAAAGGAAAAAGCCGAGUUCGCUGUGACCGUUUUCGAGCCCAAAAAAGCAGCGUUGAAACGAAAACAGAGCGCCAGGCCACGGCCACCACCGGUGGAGGAUCGCAAAACUUCGGACAACGAGGAGGACGAUGAGGACGACAUCGACGAUAUCUUUUCAGAUGCCCCCCGCCGUAAGCCGAAACAGAAAGCCGAUCCAACGCAGUUUGACCUGGCGAAGGCGCGGAAAGAUGUUAUUAAUUUCGGCAUCAGCGGGUUUGGUAAGGAAGACAAACAACAGGCCAGCGUGGCCCUCGCCAUAAAGCUCGGUGCUAAACCGCCAAAGAGGAAACACCGUAACUACCGGGAAAUACUGGAGGAAAAGAAAGCGGCCCAGAGUGCGGAGGACGAUGUAGCAGCAAAACGGCGCGCCGGUCAGAUGAACUUCGGAGCGGUCCAGUCGUACCAGAAGCACCAGCAAAGAAGGCGUGAUCGUGAGCGAAAUCCGGGAGCCAUUAUGAAGCAUUACGGCAAAGCCAGACCGCGCAUUACCGGCAAAAGAAAAUGAGAAUAAAUUAUUUCUUUGUAUCUGCGA